Oryza brachyantha (malo sina) is the source of this 1262-nucleotide messenger RNA. RefSeq names its product tetraspanin-19. Lineage: Eukaryota; Viridiplantae; Streptophyta; Magnoliopsida; Poales; Poaceae. The record is from RefSeq and is a predicted model, not a curated record. The coding region runs from base 297 to 950 and encodes 217 amino acids. Gene Ontology annotation, cellular component: membrane. The transcript is spliced from 6 exons.
CGCCUCAUGUCUUUUCCCUCCACACCUCCACACGUCGCCCAUCUCCUCCUCUCCUCUUCUCUUCCGCCCACCUCCAUCCACCUCGCUUUGCUUCUCCCUCCUCGCCUCCCUCCCCUUCCCCAAUAUUCCACGCCACCGCCGUCAACCUCCACCCGCCCCCGCCACAGCCCCGCGCCCCCAUUCUUUCUCUGGCUCCCACGCGACCGAGAGGCUGCGUUCACCGAAUACACCCAACACCGGCGAGUCACCGGACCGGAGAAGGGAAGGCGUUGCGUUUGGGGCGCGACCGCGCGGGCAUGGCGGGGAGGGUGGUGCGGAGCUGCGUGCAGACGGCGCUCAAGACGGUGAACUCCGUGCUGGGGCUGGCCGGGAUGGCCGUCAUCCUCUACGCGCUCUGGAUGCUCCGCGCCUGGUUCAGGGAGGUCGCCGAGCUCCACCACCACCACCCGGUCCCAUGGUUUAUCUAUACUUUUAUUGGGCUAGGAGUAUUUAUGUGCUUGCUAACUUGCUCUGGCCAUAUUGCAGCUGAAACUGCAAAUAGUCACUGCCUCUCUUGUUACAUGAUCUUUGUGUUUUUUAUUGUUAUACUGGAAGGAGCAAUCACCAUUGACAUAUUUCUGAAUAGCAACUGGGAAGAGGAUUUCCCUGAUGACCCAUCUGGAAAGUUUGAAGAAUUCAAGGAUUUUGUUAGAUCAAAUUCUGAGAUGUGUGAAUGGAUAGGCCUCUCAGUUGUGGCUGCCCAGGUGCUGUCAAUCAUUCUUGGAAUGGUGCUUAGGGCUCUUGGACCUGACCGUGAAUGUGACUAUGAUAGCGACGAUGACCCCUCUGUGCCUGCAAGGCUGCCUCUACUAAGAAACCAGUCCCAACAUGGUAUAAACUACGCUGAACAUAUCUUACCUCAAAGUAGCGAUUCAUGGAGCGUGCGGAUUUUAGAUAAGGCUAACAAAUGAGAAUUUUCUGACAAUAUGACGAACCCUUCGGAAGGAGCAGCAGCAUGCUUUGGUCUGAAGGUUUAGCUCAGCAUGAGGAAAUGAUACCUUUUUUUCCCUAGGUAGUAUCAAAUGGCUUCUUUUGAUUGCCUAAAAACAUGCACAAGUAUUUGAGUAGCAUGCAACUGACCCUUACUGCCCCUUUAUGUUAUGGGAAGAAUGUUGUAUUACAGUGCUUCAGAAAGAACAGAUGAUGGCGUGAUUCCAUCACUGACAAAACACAAAGAGCUGAAUCUUUUGCUAUCCAUCGAGCUGUGGAUCUGUGAUCCAUAA